AUCCACACAAAUACCAUAUGAUAUCCCGUUGUGUAGUCGCCCGUCUCGGUGUAAUGCAAGCACCCGUCUCUGUGCGGGAGUUUACAUACAGACGCUUGAUCGGUAUCAAGGUGCAGGUCUCGGGUAGGAGCAUCAGCAAUUCGAUUUAGGCACAGGGGACAUAUACCACUAAACUGCUAACGAGUAGAAUGACGGGUAAGUGCAUGAUGGGAGGGGUAGCUUUGGGUAAAUGACACGAUAUAGCACACUGCGAGUGGUUGAGGUGUUUCUGAUGAUGUAUCAGGAUUGUGAGUGGAAGUUAACCGAAUGAGUGAGAUAAGAGUUAGUGAUGAGGUGAGGUUUGCAUUUUGCCAGGUGGUCAAACGAAUGCAAUGUACAAUGACCACGUUAUCACAAAAAGAACUCAUUAUAACGAGUCAGGUCUAGUCAUACUGGAGUUCUGGCUAUACACCAUCUUGCAACUAUUCACUGAAUCAAGUGGUUCAUUGAUAUGUUGCUGGACUGAUUCAAUAUGGAUGUAGCAUCAUGCCCGUUAUCACUACCCUAGACCAUAGUCUUGUAGAUCACAUUUUCCCUACUGUAACUCCCCCCCACGCUUCAGACCCUCAUCAAAGAUCAUCACCAUGGUCCCGUGAGAGGUCACCACACCCACCAUGUCCCCCUCACUGUCUGUCUAACUGUGUCCAGACGCGCCCUUUUCCCUGUCUGUCUCUCUGUGAAGCAUGUCAUUCCAAAACGCAAGGGUCUCAAAGUUCCUGCAGAAGCACCAAUCGAAAUGCGACCUUAUCAAGUGCGUCACAUGGCACGGCACGAGAACGAGACAUCAUCCAACUCAGGCGCCACCUCCGCAAUAUUUCCCCUCUCUGAUUGCAGCAGAAUUGUUCUGUGCAGUAUUCCCUCCUAGCAUUUGUGCGCUAGAAUGCAAAUAGACAAGACUCGUCGUUAUCACACGAGAAACACUGAACUAACGGGAAACGUGGAAGAUAGCAACAUUGAUCGAGGUCACGGGAGAGGGGGUGUGACCUGGUAAUCGAUAAUGAUUCAACAUCAAUAUUCCCUAUCACCAAGCUAACUCUGACCAGAGCUGAGCUAUCUGCUGUAUCUUACGGACCAGAGAUAGCUGCGUUUCGACUAGACAAGCCAGCAUGCAAACGUGCAUAGACAUGGCUGGUAAUAAUCUCUUUCAUGCAAGACGAUCCCAUAAUGUAUAGGAGCCUCAAAAGAAAAUGUCGUCAGAGAGCCUGGCCCAAGCCAUCGGAUCUAUGACAACACUGCCACCAACACACACACACACAGAAGCAUCGUGUUUGCUAGUUGGUGGCUGGUGUUGAAUACAGACCUUUAACUAACGGGGCACCAAAGGUGCGGCUCGGGGAGUGCGAGCGCUUGCUGUAAUGAACAAAGAAUGGAGAACCUGUCCAACGCAAAACGAUAAAAGGUUUGUCAUCCUUUUCACGGUGUAGCCGCUGGCUUUUAUGAAGCCACCGACGAAGCCGAGUCCAAGCCUGGAGAAAUCCGGGGUAAUUAGUCAAACCACCAAGCGAGGUUGAGAGCGACGGGGUUCAGCGUCUAGCGAGAGUGCAGUGUCGUCUGCGACAAGUGAGAGAGCGAGAGGGGUCAGCCAAGACUGAAGCUCUGUUGGUGUAACAUGACACGCCGUGACGGCCUCUUCUGGUUAAGCAUCAUACCACUCAUAGUAGGGGUCAAAGGCCGAACAAUAUGACAGGUAAACUCGAGAAUGGCGUUGGACAAUGGCCAUCCAGCAUUUCCUCUCGUACUGUAGCCAGCCGCAACUCUGCAGCUAGAGACACAGCUACAGGACGGCACGCAAGCGCCCCGCAGUUCAUCUCAUGCACAGCAACACGACCAGUCUCUUUUGUCACUUUUCAGCGCCCUUCUCCUACUUUCUCUCCCUCUCCCUCUCUCCAACACUUGAACAAACGUUGGAGUUCCCCACGUCUAGCGGCGCAGCACAAGUCUGGGGUUGCUCAGACGUGAUUGGCUAGCUUUAAAAAUUGUUGCGUACAAUACAAUGCGACCUUGUGGCGAUCUCAGCUGGCAGAGCUGCAUAGCAAAUGGGGGUAAUCUCAAGACGGACAACACCAUAAAGAAAAAAGAAAACUUCUCUGAUAGACGAGAGAAACCGGUCAGCUGCGAUGAAACGCAACGAUAUGCAAACUUGGACUCGCCCCCUCGCAAUCAAUCAUUGAGUUGAGGCUGCCUGAGUCUUGCCACACGCCUGUUUCUGUCCCUCCCUGGAACGAGUAAAAGCUCAUGGUUGUUGUACAACCUGAAGUCAAGUUCUUACUUGGACUGGCUUUUCGUACAUAUUGUACUGUACGUACAGUACAACAAAAAGUCUGUGUCUCUCCCGUUUAAGCCGCCAGCACUCCAAGCGAGGGCGGCCGAAGCGGAUCUUCGAUGGUCCCGACGCAGGCCUGUCGAUUAUGCUCCUCUCCUUCUUCUCAUU
Molecule: messenger RNA, 2470 nt
Organism: Fusarium verticillioides 7600
Lineage: Eukaryota; Fungi; Ascomycota; Sordariomycetes; Hypocreales; Nectriaceae
Exons: 2
Coding region: 526-867 (113 amino acids)
Source: RefSeq, a predicted model, not a curated record